UCCUCCGUACUCGCUCUCUCUCCGAUCUCAACUGUUCUCCACCCGAAACCCUCGCCCGCGGCCGCACCAUACCGCCGCCGCCGGCGGUGCUGAUGGAAGAGCUCCUCGAGGAGGUCUUCUUCCGCCUUCCGCCUGGCUCGUCCGCGCCUCCGCCGUCUGCAUGCCAUGGCGCCGCAUCCUCGCCAACCCGGGCUUUCGCCGCCGCUACCGCGAGUUCCAUCCAACACCUCCCGUCCUGGGAAUCUUGGAAAAGGUCGGCGCCCGCAUCGUCGCCAUCCCCGCCCAUUUCCCUGCCCAGACCUGCCAUCCUGAAUGGUAUGCCAUGGACUGCCGCCACGGCCGCGCCCUCUUCACCGAGUUCGGGAAGACCAAUGACCUCGUCGUCUUGGACCCCGUGACGGGCCACCAUCGCCGCGUGCCCUCGCCUUUCAACCGUCUGGCCUGCUACAGUGCGGCGGUGCUCUGCGCCACACAAGGCUGCGACCACCACGGCUGCCAAGAUGGGCAUUUCCUUGUGGCCGUCGUGUGCCGCGAUGCGCUCCAGGGAGUCACGUUGGGCCGGCUCUACUCAUCGGAGACUAACCUCUGGACGGAGCUCGCCUCUGUUCAUCACCCUGAUGUCAAUUAUACUACCUCUACCAUGGCCGCGCCUAGCGUACUUGUGGGAGAUACACUCUACUUCAACAUCCAUGGUGACAUCGAGUGCCAACUGGGCACACUAUGCUUGUCAAUGUUCGAGAAGCCCAUCGUUGGCAAUGGCACUCUCGUGACCGUGGAAGACGGGGGGCUGGGAUUUGCUGCACUGGUGGAUGUCACAAAUCUAACCCUGUGGUCAAGGGAGGCCGGAUUGGAGGGUGCCAUGGGAUGGACAAAGCUCAGGGUAAUUGAUCUUAAGAAGCUAGUUCCUGAUGGUGCCCUCUCAAUCCCAACACGUUUUGAAUUUGAUGCCCUCGCGAUCCCAACAAAAUAUAGGAGGUUGCCGCCCGGUGGACUGGAGAUUAGUGGCUUCGCGGAGGGCACCCAAGUCAUUUUUGUGUGCACAAGUGUUGAUUCCUACAUGGUGGACCUCAGGUCAGGGCGAGCGAGGAAGGUAACCCGUCAUGGCACAGAAUCAUUUCCCUACACGAGCUUCUACAUCCCAGCAAUGGGUGCGGCUUCUCCGGGCCAGGGGCGAUGAGUUUGUUAUUCAAGUGUCUUUCAAGCUCAAGUUGCAGGAGCAAGGGCUUCUGGAUCAAGUGGGAGGUGGUAAUAAUGAUGUUAGUUAUGGCACAAGUGUCGCUUUGAAUCUGUGAGAUUACUGCGUGUCUUUGCAUUGUGUUAAACAUUGUUGCUUUUGUGUUUGCAAUUUGUAAAGAAUUUUUCAGCCCUUUUGUGAUAUUCAGAAAUAUGGCAAUACCAGCAUGACGUGAAGAUGAUUUGAAAUGUUUGACACAUACAUCUACAACACCUUGGUUUAGGAUAAGUUUUUAUCUACAAUGGCAGUGAACUACCAGUGUUGCCAAAGGGAAAACAUUCCUUUUGACAUGCAAGAAGCUGCAGGCUACCUGUA
Messenger RNA from Triticum aestivum (bread wheat), 1549 nucleotides. RefSeq lists its product as uncharacterized. The record is from RefSeq and is a predicted model, not a curated record. NCBI's taxonomy places the organism in Eukaryota, Viridiplantae, Streptophyta, Magnoliopsida, Poales, Poaceae. The coding region runs from base 161 to 1177 and encodes 338 amino acids. The transcript has 2 exons.